AUGUGGGCGGAGCCGAAUCGAACCGUCCGGCAGAAAGAUUCGAACCACAGAUCGAAAUUGAAUGACUGGAACUGCUCCAAGUGCCGCGAAGUAUUCCCCACCAAAACUCUACUUCGGAGACACAGGACGAGCUGCGAUGGCGAAUUCGCCCCUCCCAAGAGAAAAACCUCUUCCAAAAAAAACACGUGGUCUUGCAAAAUCUGCCUGGAGGUGUUCUCUACCAAGAAACUGCUCCAGGUGCACAAGAAGACCCACGUCGCGGAUACCUUCGACGAGGAGGUGCCGUCGUAUCGUUACGACGUUCUCCAGGAACUGUACAUUUGCGCGACUUGCUCGGCUGAGUUUCAAGACACGAAGGAAGCGGAGGACCACAUCCAACUUCACGUCGAGAAGCUGACCUGCAAGUCUUGCGACGCCAUCUUCACGUCGCCUUACGAUUUGGGUAUCCACUCUAUCAAACACGACGACCAAGGCAAGGUCCAGUGUCCCUUGUGCUCUUACACCAGCUACAACACGUACAGUUUCAAAGCGCACGUCAACUACGUCCACCUGAAGAAGUUUCCGUUCUACUGCGCCACCUGCGGCAAGGGGUUUAAGCAGUACAAGGUGUACCAAGAGCACCAGAACACCCACGUGGGCGUCAAACCGUUCGUCUGCGUGGUUUGUUCGAAAGCGUUCUGCUUCCACAAGUACCUCAUCGUGCACCAGGUGCGCAAUCAUCAGGUCGGUACUACCGGAGAUCGCAUCGAGAACGAAUGCAGACGCUGCAAUCGGUACUUUUUCAAAAAGGAAACCCUCGAACAGCACCAGGCGGAAUGUCUACGCAAGAAGAAGGAAAAGAAAGAGAAGAGUCAUCUGUGCGACACGUGCGGUCAGAGCUUCACCGAAAAGGCGAAGCUCGUGGAACACUUGAGGGUGCACGCCGGUGACAACCCGUUCGUGUGCUCGUGGUGCGGCAAGGGAUUUCCGAAACGGGAUUACCUCAAGUGCCACGAGAGAGUGCACACCGGGGAGAAGCCGUACUCCUGCGAGUUCUGCGGCAAGAGGUUCAGUCACCACUCGCCUUUCAGAGUACACAGGAGGACCCAUACUGGCGAGAGACCCUACGUCUGCACGUUUUGUUCGAAGGGGUUCACCACGAAUCAGGGGCUUAAACUCCAUAAAAAGAAUUGUCCUGAGAACCAGUUGAAUAACAUGAUUAAAUAUGGACAGACCGAAUGA
This is a messenger RNA of Cylas formicarius (sweet potato weevil), 1221 nucleotides long. RefSeq names its product oocyte zinc finger protein XlCOF6-like. Lineage: Eukaryota; Metazoa; Arthropoda; Insecta; Coleoptera; Brentidae. The record is from RefSeq and is a predicted model, not a curated record. The coding region runs from base 1 to 1221 and encodes 406 amino acids. The transcript is spliced from 2 exons.